Messenger RNA from Carassius auratus (goldfish), 1526 nucleotides. RefSeq lists its product as uncharacterized. The record is from RefSeq and is a predicted model, not a curated record. Lineage: Eukaryota; Metazoa; Chordata; Actinopteri; Cypriniformes; Cyprinidae. The transcript has 8 exons. Bases 332 to 1354 code for a protein of 340 amino acids. Gene Ontology annotation, cellular component: membrane; cell-cell junction.
ACUUCAGCUCAUGUAUAGCACCGUGCAUGUACUGUGCACUUCCCGCACACUGUAGUGUUGGUGGAUCAAAUGCCUGCGCUCUUGCACUUGACCCUAGUGGGCGGUGCAAACAAAUUUUAGAGACCAGAAAGCCCCUAAACCUCAAGCACAACUUUCAGAAGGCGCUUUUUAAAGGUCUCGUCACCAAAGAUCUUUGCGAGGUGUCAUUUAUGCAGAUAUGCACAAACUGAGAGACGCUGAGCAGUCGGUGUGAGGAAGUCUGUUUUUCUCUCUACUGUUCGGCUGUAUCUCAUGUCACGGACGCCUCAGUCUGUCGUCUAAUCAUCUGGACAUGAACGUCCUUCAAGAGUCCUGCUGCUCCAUCUUAGGAGUCCUCCUGCUUUUCCUUCUCCAAGGCUCAUGUUCUGAUCCAGAUGCAGAUGUUGUGCGUAAAGCUGUUGGAGACUCACUGGAAUUAAUCGCUGAUUAUCAAAAAGAUGAUCUUGAAGCGCUGUGGAAAUAUAAUGAGACUAUAUUUGCUGAGUAUCGAAAUAGUGAUUUACAAAAAGUAAAAUCUGAAUUAUUUAAUGGAAGGUUAAAGAUGUAUAAGGACAAAAUUAGUGUAAGAGUAACAGACCUUAGACUUCAGGAUUCUGGAAGAUUCUCUAUUGUUGGAGAAGGAAAAUCUGAACAAUAUAAAACAAAGUUCAUUGAGCUUCAUGUUCACGAGCUCGUCAGAGACGUUCAGAUUGAGUUCAGUGAGUCCUGGCUUCAAUCAAAAAACAUCUGCGUGUUUGAUCUUCAGUGUCUGUCGUCCGGUGAUCCCAAGCCCUCCUACAGCUGGAGCGCUCCUCAGAUCCAGACUCGAGGAGCUCACCUGAACAUCAGCCUCGGUCCAGAAGAAAACACCACCCUCACCUGCACAGCCAACAACUCCUACAGCGCCAACCACACGACACGGACUCUAGUGUGCACAGAGAGAGCUGAAGAUUCAAGUGUGUUGCCAGAGCAAGAUGCAGGGUUUCCUCUGGAGUAUUGGCUGAUUGCGGUUGGCGCCGGUGUCGGUGUCGGUGUCGUUGUUGUGGUCAUAUUCAGUACAACGCUCGCCGUGUGCUGCAGGAGGAGGACUAUUAAAGAAAAAGGAGAAAGUGAGGCUGGCAUAACAGUCUAUGAAGACGUGAACAUUGAUGGCCCGGCGAAGAACCGCUCUGAAAGUGUUGCAAACGGGAUGUCCAUUUAUGAAACGGUAAAAGACACAAAACCCUCACAGAACUUGCCUCAAACCCUGUAUGACAAAAUCAACUACCAGCGCCACCCUGCGGCCAGCACCAGCACCAGCGCCGGCACUUCCUGCUCUUUCCAGGAAGUCUUGUGAGAUUGGUCCUCCAUAAGUGAGACACAGAUAGACAGAUGGUUCGUGUUGUUAUCUCUGGAUUGGAUGAACCAGUCUCCCGAAUGUAUUGUUGGCUGCUUCGGUUGACCUUUGAACUCUUGCAUUAACUGUGCUGUGUAUUACAUGUAUCACGUUAAAAUACUUUUUUUAUAAA